ACAUUAUAUUUUAUAUAUAUAAAAAUAAAAAAAGCUUUUUCUUUAAUUUUUAACAGAAAGAAAGAAAGAAACCAUGUAAAAAAAAAUAUAUGAAAAAAUAAAACGUUUCGGAGUUGCAGAUAUGGUGUUAUUCAGAGGUGAAUUUAAGUAGAACAAGUAGUCAGUGGCUCGGAAAUCUGGCAUUAUUAUUUGGUGUAUUGUGUUCUGAACAAUAUGGCUCAGACCAACUGGGAAGCAGAUAAAAUGUUAGAUGUGUACAUCCACGAUUAUUUAGUAAAGAGGGAUUUAAAGGCUUCUGCUCAAGCAUUCCAAGCUGAAGGGAAAGUGUCAUCGGAUCCUGUUGCUAUUGAUGCUCCUGGAGGCUUUCUCUUUGAAUGGUGGUCUGUAUUCUGGGAUAUAUUUAUAGCUAGAACCAAUGAGAAGCAUUCAGAAGUUGCUGCGUCUUAUAUUGAGACACAGUUAAUUAAAGCAAGGGAACAACAGCAGCAGCAGCAGCAGUUCCAACAACAACAACCACAGCAACCACAGCACCAACAACAACAGCAGCAGCACAUCCAAAUGCAACAACUUCUAUUGCAGAGGCAUGCUCAGCAGCAACAGCAACAGCAACAGCAACAGCAACAACAGCAGCAGCAGGCACCACCACAACAGCAGCGAAGAGAAGGGAGCCACAUUUUAAAUGGUACUACUAAUGGACUUGUUGGAAGUGAUCCGCUCAUGCGACAAAAUCCAGGAACAGCUAAUGCCAUGGCUACAAAGAUGUAUGAGGAGCGAUUAAAGCUGCCUUCUCAAAGAGAUCCUUUAGAUGAUGCAGCUAUGAAGCAGCAAAGAUUUGGUGAGAGUGUGGGCCAACUUUUGGAUCCAACAAGUCAGACCUCCAUAUUAAAGUCACCUGCAGCAUCCAGCCAGCCAUCAGGGCAAGUAUUGCAUGGUUCAGCUGGAGCGAUGUCUCCUCAAGUUCAAGCUCGAAAUCAACAAUUGCCAGGGUCCACCCCGGACAUAAAGCCUGAAACUAAUCCAGUUUUGAACCCCCGAGGUGCUGGUCAAGAAGGAUCAUUAGUAGGAAUGCCCGGGUCAAAUCAAGGAGGAAACAAUUUGACUUUAAAAGGGUGGCCUCUGACAGGUCUGGAUCAUAUUCGCACUGGGUUUCUCCAGCAACAAAAGCCUUUUAUGCAGGCUCCUCAGCCCUUUCAUCAACUUCAGAUGUUGACACCACAACACCAACUUAUGCUUGCACAACAAAAUUUGUCCUCACCAUCUGCUAGUGAUGAAAAUAGAAGACUUAGAAUGCUUUUGAGUAACCGAAAUUUGGGUCUUGUAAAGGAUGGCUUUUCGAGUUCUGUUGGAGAUGUGGUUCCCAAUGUUGGAUCCCAACUUCAAGGGAGUGGGGGUCAUGUUUUGCCUCGUGGAGAUACGGAUAUGCUGAUUAAGUUAAAAAUGGCUCAACUACAGCAGCAGCAACAGCAACAACAGAACAGUACACCGUCACAGCAGCUACAGCAACAUUCAAAUCAGCAGUCACAGAGUUCCAAUCACAAUCCACACCAAGAUAAGAUGGGUGGUGCUGGCAGUGUGACCAUGGACGGUAGCAUAUCAAACUCCUUUCGAGGAAAUGACCAGGGUUCAAAAAGCCAGACUGGUAGAAAGCGAAAACAGCCAGUGUCAUCUUCGGGUCCUGCAAAUAGCUCAGGAACGGCAAAUACAGCUGGACCUUCACCAAGCUCAGCUCCCUCAACACCUUCAACUCACACACCUGGGGAUGUGAUCUCAAUGCCUGCAUUGACCCAUAGUGGUAGUUCUUCAAAGCCUUUCAUAUUUGCAGCUGAUGGUACUGGUACUCUUACAUCACCAUCAAAUCAGUUGUGGGAUGAUAAAGAUCUUGAAUUGCAGGCUGAUAUGGAUCGAUUUGUAGAUGAUGGAUCCCUUGAGGACAAUGUGGAGUCUUUCUUAUCCCAUGAUGAUGCAGACCCCAGAGAUGCUGCUGGUCGUUGUAUGGAUGUUAGCAAAGGGUUUACAUUUGCAGAAGUAAAUUCUGUUAGAGCAAGCACGAGCAAAGUUAUAUGUUGUCACUUCUCAUCGGAUGGAAAACUGCUUGCUAGUGGUGGCCAUGAUAAAAAGGCUGUAUUAUGGUACACGGAUUCCUUAAAGUCUAAAACUUCACUUGAGGAACAUUCAGCAUUGAUUACUGAUGUUCGUUUUAGUCCAAGCAUGUCACGGCUUGCUACGUCCUCAUUUGAUAAAACUGUUAGGGUUUGGGAUGCUGACAAUCCCGGUUAUUCACUACGCACCUUUAUGGGACAUUCCAACACUGUAAUGUCAUUAGACUUCCACCCAAAUAAAGAAGAUCUUCUCAGCUCUUGUGACAGCGAUGGUGAGAUACGAUAUUGGAGUAUUAACAAUGGCAGUUGUGCUAGAGUGUUCAAGGGUGGUACGGCACAGAUGAGAUUCCAACCCCGUUUUGGGAGGUACCUGGCUGCAGCUGCAGAUAACCUUGUAUCUAUACUGGAUGUGGAGACUCAAGUUUGUCGGAAUUCACUACAGGGGCAUACUAAGCCAGUCCAUUCUGUGUGCUGGGAUCCUUCGGGUGAGUUACUUGCAUCGGUGAGUGAGGACUCCGUCAGAGUCUGGUCGCUUGGGUCAGGAAAUGAAGGGGAAUGUGUUCACGAGUUGAGCUGCAGCGGAAAUAAAUUCCAUUCCUGUGUUUUCCAUCCUACUUAUCCUUCACUGUUAGUUGUAGGCUGUUACCAGUCGUUGGAGCUCUGGAACAUGAUGGAAAACAAGACAAUGACAAUAUCAGCUCAUGAAGGACUUAUUGCAGCCUUGGCCGUGUCCCCUCUCACAGGUUUGGUAGCUUCAGCCAGUCAUGAUAAGUUUGUCAAGCUUUGGAAGUGAGACCAGUUCCUGCCCCCCUCCUACUAGUUUAACCAUACAGGAUUAGCUUCUUCUCAGGAUCGAUUAAAUUGGAUGUAGUAGUUUGUUUCUGCCUCGGUUAUUCGAUUUUUUUUCUUUUUAACGUCCUAUGUAACUUCUGAACUUUGACCAAGUAAAAUAUUAUUUCUCUUGUUCUAUUUGUAUCCAUGCUUUUGCAUACCUGUAUUUGGUUGCUCAAUUAAUUUUGAAAAACCUGAACUUUGCUUCA
This is a messenger RNA of Cannabis sativa, 3139 nucleotides long. Its product is annotated as transcriptional corepressor LEUNIG. Gene Ontology annotation, cellular component: nucleus. Lineage: Eukaryota; Viridiplantae; Streptophyta; Magnoliopsida; Rosales; Cannabaceae. The coding region runs from base 214 to 2892 and encodes 892 amino acids. Gene Ontology annotation, molecular function: protein binding. The transcript is spliced from 19 exons. The record is from RefSeq and is a predicted model, not a curated record.